AUGUCUGUCACUACUGAUGGCGAUAGGGUUGUUCUAACCCACCCUGAGGAUAAAACCAGCACUGUGACUAUUUUAAACUACGGUGCCACUGUAAUCAGUUGGAAGCUAAAGGGCAAGGAACAACUUUGGGUAUCAGAAGCUGCUAAACUUGAUGGUUCCAAACCAGUUAGAGGCGGUAUUCCACUAGUCUUCCCUGUGUUUGGCAAGAGCAAGACGGAUGAUGCUUUGAGCAAGUUACCUCAACAUGGCCUAGCUCGGAACUCCGCCUGGGAGUUCCUGGGUCAGACCAAGAGCAAUCCACCAACUGUUCAAUUUGCCUUGAGCCCUGAAAUAGCGAAUCCCGAGCUGACGAAAGUGUGGCCCUUCGACUUCUCACUGAUCUUGACUGUUGAGCUAGGUAUUGACUUCUUAAAGACUGACAUUGAAGUGACCAAUCCCUCCAAGAGCCAAGAAUUGAAGUUCAACUGGCUAUUCCACACUUACCUCAAGACCGAAGAUAUUGAAGAUACGUUUGUCUCGAACCUUGUUGGAAUGGAAUUGUACGACCAACUGUUGCAAGAGACCUAUGUCGACAAACAUCCGGUUGUUACCAUUCAUGAGGAAAAGGACGUUAUCUACAGAAACAUCGAUGACGAUCGUUUGAUUCAGGUUGUUCGCAAAGGUGAGCCUAUUCAUACUCUGAAGAGGCACAAUUUGCCAGAUGCCGUCGUGUGGAAUCCGUGGAUCGCCAAGUCCAAGUCUAUGGCAGACUUUGAGCCAAAGACGGGGUAUCAGACUAUGAUUUGCGUGGAGCCAGGUCACGUCCACGACCUGAUCACGCUAGCACCGGGCGAGACCUGGAACGCGUACCAGCUGUUGUACAGGGACACAUUGAAAUAUCAAGCCAUCUAA
This is a messenger RNA of Torulaspora globosa, 891 nucleotides long. RefSeq names its product glucose-6-phosphate 1-epimerase. The record is from RefSeq and is a predicted model, not a curated record. Bases 1 to 891 code for a protein of 296 amino acids. Gene Ontology annotation, molecular function: isomerase activity; carbohydrate binding. Gene Ontology annotation, biological process: carbohydrate metabolic process. The transcript has a single exon. Lineage: Eukaryota; Fungi; Ascomycota; Saccharomycetes; Saccharomycetales; Saccharomycetaceae.